UUCACCGGGCUGCCGGCACACGUUUAUUGUCCGGUGAGGCACGGGUACGAGACCGGGAACCGCUCGAGUGGAAGCCACAAGGACAAAAGAAAAAGGACGAAGAUAUCAGCCACGACGGGCAGCUUCAGAGCCGGCGGGAGAGCGGGCUGUGCAGCCAGACGUGGGGCUGCGGGCCGGCUCCCGCCCAGGGCCGGCUCCCCUCAGCCGGCCAGAACAGGCUGGAACCGGUUGGCCUUCAGGCGCUCACACACACGCGGCGCCUUUCCACAGCCUGCGCGGCGCCACCGCGCCCUCCAGCCACACCGAGCAGCACGCCGUCCCCCACGCACACGACCGAGCGAGCAGCCGCCCGCCGCUUACCUGAAGCCGCGGACGAGGGAAGCCGGCAUCCGAAGAAUGUCUCAUCUUUCCGUUUCAUUCGUUGGCUUUGUCAUAUUACUGACCACUGUGCAGUGUGUUGCAGAUGGUAAAGGUCAGGUGGGGGUGAAAUGUGUGGAGCACCACAUGGCUGUGAAGGUUGGAGAAGAUCUUGUUGUCCUGUGCCAUUACUCUUCCCCAGGUGAAGCCAACUCCACCACCUUCAGUUGGACAAAGUUGGAUACCAAGAAAGUAAUCUAUAAUUAUUCGAUCAGUCAAAUAGAGCAAGACCCCAGCUAUCACGGCAGAGCUGAGGUUUUUGUGAGUGAGAUCCCUGAAGGGAAUGUGUCCCUCAGAUUGAGGAACAUGACUCUAUUGGACUCUGGAAUCUACAGACUUCGCGUCUCCAGUCAAUCCCAAAGUAACGAAACCCACAUUGUGUUAGGAGUAAGAGCCAUUGGUGAACAGCCAGUCAUCCGCUCCCACGUCACCAACCAGGGCCUCUCUGUGCUGGUCUGUGAAUCAUCUGGGUGGUUCCCAGAGCCUACAGUGACCUGGGAAAAUGGGCUGGGAAUGCAGCUGACCGAGUAUGCCCACACGGAGAACCUGCACAGCACAGAUGGCAGCAUUCACAUGCGGAGCGUGCUCAGCCUGGGCCAGAGGCCCAUCAGCAAUUACACGUGCACCAUGAGGGACCGGCAUUUGAACGAGACGGUGUCCUUUGUGUUUGUUGUUCUGUUUCCAGGAUCACCUUGGCAUAUCGCAGCGGGUGUGGCGGGGACUAUUAUCUGCUCUGUCAUCUUAACUGUUGCAAUUUACUGGAGCUGGUAACGAGAUGAGCAAGGUUCCCCCUGUGUGACAGUCUACAUCACUGAAGACUCUGGUUUAAGGGAUGCCUCUGGUGCAGACAGGAUGGAUUUGAGGGGGGUGAAAAGACUUGGCUCCACUCUCUACACAAGGACUCGUUCUCCUUCCCCUUUGUAACAUCAGAGCCAAUUGAGCUGGCGUGCUGCCUUCCCGAGAGCUGCUCUGCACAGGAUCCAUUGCUGGUUAUUUAGUGAACUUAAUUUGCACAUCUCGAUGUGGUCUCAGCUCUGUGGAAGAGCUUAGAUACAGAACCUACCUAAUGGUGAACUCUCAGACCAAACUCACUCUACAGUGGCAGAUUCUGCGGCUCACAAAAUGUGACAUGCCAACUGGAAACUUUCUGCUUUAGAACUAACAUGCUGAUUGGGGACCGGAUGCCUUAGCGUUUUGUUACUGUUCUGAGAGAUCUCCAGUCCAACUUGUUCUAUCUCAUGAGAGGGGAAGAGAGCUUUAAUGCAAUGACAUAGGAGAGGAAAUUCUCUUCACCCCAGAUUAUGCUGCCAAUCUUAAGGACAGAGGCCCAGACUUUGAUCCUAGACAUUUCAAUUUCCUAUUGCCCCAAGACCUGUGUGCUUCACUCUCCAAGUUUUAGAUUAUCUUCGGCAAUUGUGCUGUAGGAAUGUAAUCCUUCAGGUUUUUGCACAGAAAGAAGCCACUCUAUGCUUAACUAAUCCAAAACUAUUCUCAUUUCCUGCUGAAUCCCUUGGGCUUCCUCAUUUCAACCAACGUUACUCAGGAAGGUGUAAUAAUCUCCAAAGCAUUUCCCCACCCAAAAAGAUGGCACAUUGCAGCAACCCUGCACAAAGAUGCUGUUCCCUGUCACCUCUCUCCUUUCCUGGUAGUCGUUUUACUAAAUGGCUCCUCAAACAAAGGACAUAUUUCUUCCCAGUUCAUCUAGCAGGUUUUUUUUAAUCCUUCCUUCUCAAUAGUUUGGAAGCAGUAGCCGUGGAGGAUCAUGAAUUUUCUUAUCCAUGUCUUCAUACCCGGUUGUACAGUAAUCUAAAGAAGUUGCUCCAGUCUUUUUUUUAAUCACUAAAACACCAUAGUGGCCACACACUGUUUCUGAAAGAUCGAGAUCUUCAACUGCAUGGUUCGUGUGAUUCCAGGCUGAAAUCAUUUGUUGGAUUCAGCACGAUUUAUUGUAUUCUUGUGUUACAAGCUCUCACUGUUCUCAGUAUGUGCCACAGAGGGUGCGAUCACUGCAGCCAACAUACCACAAUACAAGCAAGUCUUCCAGCUUCUGGGCAGUAUUGCCACAGAACGAGUGGAUGCUGCAGUGACAGGGAGGGGUUGUGUGGUGGGUUGGAAGAUGGGAGAGAGUGAUCCCCAUUUGAGAAUGUAUUUGGGAUCAAGCAAUUUCAAGAAUGCCAUCUCAGUGCUCGCUCUUCAAUCAACACUGUUUCAGGGGAAAGCCUGGUUAUUCUGUGAGUAAAUGUAAACUGUUGUUUUUCAGACGAAGGAGGUUGAAAAUCUCAUUGCAGAUUAAUCCUGUUGUUCUUCUCCUGUCGACAUCAUUUGGAGCAACACCCAAAAUGCUGGAGGAACUCAGCAGGUCAGGCAGCACCUAAGAUUGUCAAUCUAAGAUCGAUCGUCCAUCUCCCUCCGUAAGUGCUGCCUGAUCUGCUGAAUUCCCCAGCAUUUUGUGUGCUACUCCAAGUUUCCAGCAUCUGCAGUCUCUCUUGUGAUGUCAUUUGAAUGGAGUCUUAGGUUAUCGAGAAUGUAAAUCCUGCCGAUAAAUGAGGAGAUAAAUUUCUGACAUAUACUACCA
Pristis pectinata (smalltooth sawfish) is the source of this 2992-nucleotide messenger RNA. Its product is annotated as butyrophilin-like protein 8. The record is from RefSeq and is a predicted model, not a curated record. NCBI's taxonomy places the organism in Eukaryota, Metazoa, Chordata, Chondrichthyes, Rhinopristiformes, Pristidae. The coding region runs from base 397 to 1188 and encodes 263 amino acids. The transcript has 6 exons.